Messenger RNA from Hyla sarda, 5780 nucleotides. It is a transcript of the gene ZC3H7B, whose product is annotated as zinc finger CCCH-type containing 7B. Gene Ontology annotation, biological process: miRNA processing. The coding region runs from base 204 to 5123 and encodes 1639 amino acids. Gene Ontology annotation, molecular function: miRNA binding; protein binding; metal ion binding. The record is from RefSeq and is a predicted model, not a curated record. NCBI's taxonomy places the organism in Eukaryota, Metazoa, Chordata, Amphibia, Anura, Hylidae. The transcript has 23 exons.
UCUGUAAUGAAUGGCAUGAAGUGAAAGUAACCUACAGAGCUGAUGCUGCAUGUGUGCAGACGGUGUCCGGGGCUGGUGCUCGGUGCAUGGCGUUUAUGGGGGUUAACCUGUGUGAAUCUGUAACUGUAUAGGUUCAGCCACAGUGUGAACACAGGCCAGGUGUGCCAGGGACUUGUAGUUCUUGUUCUGCAGUGACUUCAGCAAUGUCUUCUAAGAAAGGAGAAAAGAAGAAGCGGGCCCAUAUACUGCAGCCUGAGGAGGGCUCCACCGAGUUCACCAUGUUCAGUCUGAUGACCGAACUGCACGCCAGAGGCAUAGAAGAUGGUGCAUACCGGUGGUGCCUGCAAGAGAAAGCCGAUCCCAAGAAGACCGUCAUUGUCAACUUCAUCCCAGCGGACAUGCCCGAUGGGGUGAUAUGUUCUGUGGUGGCCAGAGCCUUGAAUCGGGGACUGGUAAGAAUUGUGGACUUUAUCAAAUCAGAUGCAAUGGCUUAUCAGUCCGUUCUUAUAGAGGCAGAAGGGGAAAUAGGGGAGAAUUCUUGCCCAACGCUUAUCAGCUGUGAUGACUGCCCAUUGGGGUACUGGAUAAUGGCGGCUCCUGUAGAAGAUAAGGAAGUGAAGUCCACAGAUCCAAUAGAAGAGCUUAAUGCAAACAAGCCUCUCCCUGCAAGUAAUUCCUUACCCACAAGGGACGCUCCCUCUGCAAAGAGCAUGUCUGCUGCAAAAGAUGCUACCCCUACAGCAAAGGUUGCCCCCCCUGCAAAGGGCACGUCUGCUGCAAAAGAUGCUACCCCUACGGCAAAGGAUGCCCUCCCUGCAAAGAGCACGUCUGCUGCAAAAGAUGCUACCCCUACGGCAAAGGAUGCCCUCCCUGCAAAGGGCACGUCUGCUGCAAAAGAUGCUACCACUACAGCAAAGGAUGCCCUCCCUGCAAAGGGCAGGUCUGCUGCAAAAGAUGCUACCCCUACAGCAAAGGAUGCCCUCCCUGCAAAGGGCACGUCUGCUGCAAAAGAUGCUACCCCUACAGCAAAGGAUGCCCUCCCUGCAAAGGGCAGGUCUGCUGCAAAAGAUGCUACCCCUACAGCAAAGGAUGCCCUCCCUGCAAAGGGCACGUCUGCUGCAAAAGAUGCUACCCCUACAGCAAAGGACACCCCGGCUGCUAAGCAUUCCCCCCCUGCAAAUGGCACAUCUGUUGCAAAGGAUACUCCCCCUGCAAAAAGAACCCCUGCUGCAAAGGAUGUUCCCUCCACCGCAAAGGACUCUACCCCUGCACAGGGCACAUCUGCUGUGAAGGAUGUCCCCUAUGCAAAUUGCACCCCUGCUGUAAAGGAUGCUACCCCUUCCAAGAUCACCCUUACGGCAAAGGAUACUCCCCCUCCAAAGGGCACCCCUGCUGUUAAGGAUGCUCACCUAGCAAAGAGCACCCCAGCUGCUAAGGAUGCCAUCUCCACCCCUGCUGCAAACAAUGCUAUCUCUCCAAAGGGACCACCUGCAGGAAAUAAUACCCCGGCUGUUCGCCCCCCCAAGGGCACCACUGCCACAAAGGAUUCUCCCCAGGGAAAGUGCACCCCUGCUGCUAAAGACCCUUUCUUGGCAAAUGGCACCCCUUCCGCAAAGGACCCUACCUCCGGAAAGUGCACCCCUGCAACAAAAACCCCUCCCAAUGCAAAGGGCACCCUUCCCAUAAAGGACUCUUCCCCCACAAAGGGCACCACUGCCGCAAAGGAUCCUCCCCCUAGAAAGGGCACACCUGCCCCAAAGAACAAUCCUCCUGGGAAGAGCAUCACCCCUGCAAAUGUCACCCCCGCCGCUAAGGUCACCUCCACUGCAAAGGGCACCUUUGCAUCCAAGAACUCUUCGUCUGCCAAGAAUGCUGCUGCUGCCAAAGACUCUGCCUUUGUAAGUGAUGACCUGUCCUCUAAGGUGUCUCCAGCCACUAAGAGCAGUGGUCUUAAAGAGGAUCUCCAGACUGCUAAAGGUGGUCUCCCUGUGAGCGUGAUUAUUUCUGCAGAGGACUUGGUGAAGAUGCGCUCACAAAACUUACCAGCAAAGGGUCUCCCAGCUGUGACAAAGCCUUCCCCUGAGAAAGACCCGGCAGUGGAAAUAAAUUCAGACAUAAACCUACUUCAUAGGCCAAUAAACGGGGACAGUGUGCAGACAGAAAGUUCUGGAAGAGUGUUAAUAAAGCCAAAUCCUAUUCCAAAUUUUACAAAUCCUGGUCGGCCUAUGUUCCCUGCUAUGAACUUACCCGAGCCGGAGAUAAAAGCAGGAUCUGAUGUUUGGGGAGGAUUUUCUAUGGAGAGACAAAUACGGAGAGAAGAUAUUGAGAAGGGCUUGCAGUUUAUUCAAUCUACCAUCCCAUUUCAUGGAACUGAAGAUGAUUACAAGCGUUUCCUACAAAAGCUGGUUGAGGACCUGUUUACAGAGGGCAAUGCGCUGCACCGUGAAGGGGAAGUGAAGCUGGCUUUAGGGCAGUAUACUGAAGGACUGACUGUAGCUGACUAUGCAGCAUCUGAGGAACUUGUCCUAUCUCAAGAACUGCUGUGCAGACUACUUGUGAACCGAUCCUGUUGCUAUUUUUCCAUGGGUCUCUUUGAAAAGUCACUGGAAGACAGUGAGAAAGCUUUGAGUUUAGACAAGGAGAACACAAAGGCUUUGUACCGUAAAGCCAAAGCUUUGGACAAACUUGGGAAGCACCAAGAAGCCUAUGGCUGUAUCAGCCACAGGAUAUUGACACUAGUACAGGAUGAGAGUGUAACAGAACUUGCCCAGGAGCUUGUACAAAAACUGGGCUUAAAGCAGCGCAGAGCAUACAAAAGACCGCAGCAGGAGCUUGAGACAUUUGGCUUAAUGACAAAUGGAGUUUCUGCAGCAGGAAGCUGUAAGACUUCCAACGGUACAGGAUCGGUGGAUGACAUUUAUACAGAUAUACCGAACUCUAAAGUAUUCCCGUCUAGUCUGGGCAUCGGCUAUCAGAACGAUAGCCUGGUACCUGCCGCAUGUUCUCCGCCAGUGGCUCCUGCAGCCAACAAUGUGAAUGACUUUAAUGACUGUGACGUUAUUGGGGAUGAGCUGGACUCUUUCCUGGAUUUGGAGAUGGCUUCCAAACAGGUUCCCCAGCUAAUACCAGUAUUUCCCACUGGAAACCCACUGCUUUCUAGCUUGGGCACAACAGGCCUACCUGCACCGUCCCCUCUACCUCCAGCUUCUUUUGGUUUGCUGGAUUCUCGAAAACCACCAGUAGUAGCUUUAAAGCCUGUAUUCACUCCAUGUUUGGAUGCACUGGACAGCUUUGACACCGUGCGGGAGACACUGGACAGUCUGGACACCUUAGGUAAUGAUACCAAACACGUGGAGCCUGUACUAUCGAAAGCAAACCACAAGCAAAAGCCUACAGUGAACACUGUAAACCACUUGUUUGCACAUAAGAUGGAUCCUUUACUGACCCACAUUGCAGCAAUGCCACCCCUAUUGCCAAACCCCCUUGCACAAACCUAUGACUUCAAACAAGGCUGCCAACUGUGUUAUGUGAGGACAGGCCCCAAGGCGCUUGACUUCACCUACAAAGAAAAAUUAGAGCACAAGUGUAAAAAAGACAUUUUAUUAGCACGAAUGAAGAGCUCUGAAAACAAAGCGUGGUUAAAGAUUCGGCCACGGCCAAUGAAAGUCAAUUUUACCGGUCCUUACAUGUUGUGCAAAGACAUCCAGAGUCGACAGGACUGUAAAUACGGCGAUAACUGCACAUUUGCCUAUUAUCAGGAGGAAAUUGACGUGUGGAAUGAGGAGCGAAAAGGAGCCCUGCAUAGAGAUCAGCUUUUUCAGCUGCCGGGAUUGGUGAAGCCAGGAAGUGUAUCCCGGUUAUUACAUGAACAGAAGGGGAUCUUUACCUUUUUAUGCCAGGCUUGUUUUGACAGCAAACCCCAGAUAAUCAGCAAAAGAAAUCCAGAAAACCCAGAUGUCUGCACUAAUCCCAGUAACCAACACAGUUUCUCUAAACACAAGUGUCUUGUCCAUGUGUUAAACUCCAGCACAGUCAGAUAUUGCAAAAUUCGGCCAAAUCAUUCUCGCUUCCAGAUGGAUGUAUGCCGCCAUGAGGUCCGUUAUGGUUGUCAUCAGGAAGAUGCUUGUAAUUUUGCGCACAGCCACGUUGAGCUGUGUGUUUGGAUGCUACAAAGACAAUCAGGUGUUACCCAAGAAGAAAUUGUUCUUGAAUCGGAGCGCAUGUGGAAAGUAGCUGAACCAAAAUCCAAGCCUCCUCCCAAACCACUGGAUAUGAAGAUGAAGUUUGUCUGCGGGCAGUGCUUGCGCAAUGGUCGAGAGAUUGAGGCAGAUCGUGAUGGAAAGUACUGCGCUGCCAAAGCAAGACAUAGCUGGACAAAAGACAAGCGAGUGUUGUUGGUGAUGUCAAAGACGAAAAAAAAAUGGGUUCCCAUCAGACCCCUUCCAUCCAUUCGCUCUUUUCCACAGCAGUAUGAGAUCUGCGUCCAUGUGCAAAAGGGCAAGAAAUGUCAGUAUAUUGGAAACUGCACCUUUGCGCACAACACUGAGGAAAGAGACAUCUGGACAUUUAUGAAGGAGAACAAAGUCCUAGAUCUACAGCUGGUCUUCGAUUUAUGUAAUAAGAACAACGCCCUGGCGGAGAAGCCUGGAAAGACGACAACAACAUCUGGAACUCAGAAAGAAGCCGAAAAGCAGAUUGUCAUGCCAACAGAUUAUGCAGAUCUUAUGGCUGGUUUUCACUGCUAUCUCUGUGGCAAGAACAGCAACAGUGAGAGGCAAUGGCAGAAACACAUCCAGUCUGAGAAGCAUAAGGAUCGUGUGUUCACCUUGGAAGGUGAAGAUAGUUCCUGGAAAUAUCGCUUUCCAGCCGGAGAGUUCAAGCUCUGUGAAAGGUAUGAGGAGACACAGAAUUGCCCGCACGAAAACAAUUGCCCCUUUGCUCACGGAAGAGAAGAACUGGCAGAGUGGCACGAGCGCAGGAAAGUCUUGCAGUACAAAGUUUCCAAAGCCCGUGAAGACAAGUUACUGGAGCCCAGCGACUCUGACUUUGGCAAAUUCUCCUUCAUUAUGCAAGAUCUGGCAGAAGGCUCUGAAGAGAAGGGGACGGCGGCAGCAUCACCGUGAGAAGUGUUUACAUCACCCAUACAAGACAUGGGAUGUGGAUUGGAUUUGUAAAGCUGGAUUGCUACCAUGACAGUCUGUCAGUAAAUCUAGGUCACCACUUCAUCCCACUUUAUACAUUGACAAGUAUUAGUUCGCCCAAAACAAUUAUUGCAAUGAAAAAGUCUCCAGGACGUGAAGCUUUCUCUGUAUGUAUUAUCAGUCCUGACGUUUUCACCGUUGUCUUGGGUGUCGCAUCUCCAGAUAUUUCACAUUAUGGCCCCAUAAAUGAUAGAGAAUAAUUGUUAGUUCCCUUUACCCACUGCAUCAUACAUAUAUAUAUAUAUAUAUAUAUAUAUAUAUAUAUAUAUAUAUAUAUAUAUAUAUAUAUAGGUAACAUUUGGUAGUGGAACAUUCUUACUACUGUGUUAUCUCUGUGACUGCCAAAAUGAAAUGCCUUAAUCCUAUAGAAUUCAAGGUAUUAAACGGUGUUGUUUUGUUAUGAGCGGAGUUUAAGAUUGCACAAGGUCCAGUUUGGGUUUUUGUUUGCAUUGGAAUGGUCCAUUAUGCUUGUCUUCUGCCUUGUUUGACAGAUAACUCUGUCAUCUCUCAUUAAAGGGGUACUCCGGUGAAAACCUUUUUUCUUUUAAAUCAACUGGUGGCAGAAAGUUAACCAUAUUU